Molecule: messenger RNA, 1889 nt
Organism: Xylaria bambusicola
Lineage: Eukaryota; Fungi; Ascomycota; Sordariomycetes; Xylariales; Xylariaceae
Exons: 1
Coding region: 732-1244 (170 amino acids)
Source: RefSeq, a predicted model, not a curated record
CAAACACGGUAGUUUGGUGGCUUGCAUCUGUUUGUUUCUGUGGCUAUGCAAUCCGCACCGUUCUAACCCGCCUUUUCCACAUCCGUACCUCCGCAUAAACACAUUUAUGGACAGCUUCGUUCUACGUCCUGCUGGUAAUGUAACAUCGAGGCGUAGUAGAGAUGCAUCUGCUAAAUUCGCUUGCCAAUGGGGUCCAUUCGUGGUCUGAUAGAGACUAGUACGAGUGGCAUUGGGCCGUCGGAUAUUGAUAUUUCCAGUCUAAUUUGGUCCUCAUUAAUAUCUCCCCCCGCACAACGAUUGUCAGCACCAACCCACACUACUACCGCAAGGCUGCCGCAUGACAUUGUUUUUACUUUCUUGAUAGCUUCUACGGGCGAGGCAAUGACUGUCUAUAUCCUAUUUCCAAACCGGCUUCGACGUGAGCCGGUGGCACGCUCAUGUUUGCUCCCUUGCUACGGCGUGGUUACCACACCACCCUCGUGGUAUACUCGUGAGUUAGUGAACUCGGUAGAUUUUCAUUCAAGAUAGGGCCAACGCACGUAGACAUUCGUGUUCUCUCGUCACUGAAAACUAUAUAUAAGGGGCACUUGGUAUGGUUCAUGAGGCAUCAGAUCAUCACCACAGCUUCGCCAACGUUCAGCACCAUCAUAUCCGACUGAUAAUCACUCAGAGACUCAUUAUCUACCAUACAUUCACCACCUAUACUUCACUAAAUCAACAAAAUUACGACAAUGCAGUUCUCUCUAACUCUCAUUCUCACUUCCAUCUUGUCCCUCACCCAGGCUCUGCCAUCAGGCAUCGCAGUAAGGGGUAACCAACAAAUCGCUGAUGCCCAAAACAGCUGGCGUGCGGACACCAGCAUGGUAUCGCAAUUCCUCUCAUCCGUGCCUACGCUCCGGGGUGCCGAGCUGCAAUCCGCAGCCCAGGUUGCCCUCAAUGCAGAGAUCGACGAGCUGACGCACAAAAAGGUGCUCGACGGGGUGUUUUCCUCGGACCCGCGCAUCGUCCAGGCGAACAACAUCCUCGUCAACCAGGGCACCUUCCAAUCUGUGGUGGAUGCGCUGCAAUCCUUCACCGACGACGGCGCCAGCAUGUCUGAGGCGGAAAUCACUACGCUGCUGCGAAACACCAAUACUGUCCGUUGCGGCCAGGUUCUGCCUGCUAUCGAUACCUACUUCCGCGUCGCGGGCGAGAGGCUGAAUAACGGUGUCCUAUUGCUCGCCACGCGACCUAAUAACUGCUAAUAUGGGUUACGAGAGCAUUAUGAUGGCGUAUGUGAUGAAUCAAUGCGCUCCAUGAUGAGGGUGACUGGGCAUUGGAUGAAGUUGAUCUGAAAGUUUUAAUGGGGAUUUGGUUGGGCGUUAUUUCUUUUACGGCACUUUUUACAAUAAUGUCUCUCCUUCCUUCAUGUUCAUCUUCACCGCCUCACCGCGAAUAUAGAUUGUCUUAUAAUAGGCCUCGGGGCCUGCUAGGCUAGUUUCGAGGGGGUUGGUAGAUGCUUCGAUCACUCUGAAGCUACAAUCUGGGGCCUAUCUGCAUAAUACAAGAAACUUACUAAAGAGUCAUUCCUUUUCCUAUCAACUAAUGGUAUUUCGAACAGCCUUAAAACUUGAUCUUAGUUGCUUCUCAAGUGCAUGGGAGGAGGAGGUAGGCUUUUGAUAUUAAGUGCCUGAUAUGAUGACGUAAGAUCAAUAAACGACGCUCUCAAGGAGGAAUAUCAAAUACGGAUGCUACGAUGUACCUAUCAUGAUUUUGUCGAAACCACGUAGAAGCUGCGAAGCAUACAAUCAGGGCGAUCACGUCCCUUCUACGACAAGUGGGCUUCUCAUGCUCAGGUUCAGGAUGCUGCUGGAUAUUCAGAGCUCGGAAGAUACGGUCCAUUAUAUUUC